GGACGGACAUGUAAAAAGUAAGAUGUUGAGUCCAUCAAGUCCAGCCCAGAAGAACGUCAGUGAAGAGGACAGCUCUGGAUCUGAUGCAGGGUCAGAGGUCGGUCUGGAGACAGACCGGUUUGGCUUCCUUCUGACCAAUGGAUCCACAGCUGGGAGUGUGGGUCCGCCCCCUGAGCUGGUUAGGCAGAGAGAGGCCAAAUGGAUCAACAUCAUUGGCCAAUGGGAGCGCAUCUUGUUAAAGAAGACCAGUAAGGUCAAAGUGCAGUGUCAGAAGGGCAUCCCGGCCUCACUUAGAGCUAAGUGCUGGCCUCUGCUGUGUGGAGCUUCUGAUAGGAUGAAACAGAACGAAAAACUCUACCAGGCUCUGGACUCGCAGCCUGCUCUGCAGAACUGGGUGGAUGUGAUUGAGCGAGACCUAGAUCGACAGUUCCCUUUUCAUGAGAUGUUCAUUUCUAAGGACGGACAUGGGCAACGUGGUUUGUUCCGGGUGUUGAAAGCCUUCACUCAGUACAAACCAGACGAGGGUUACUGCCAGGCACAGGGACCAGUGGCUGCAGUACUGCUGAUGAACAUGCCUGCUGAGGAGGCUUUUUGGUGUCUGGUGCAGAUCAGUGAGCAGUACCUGCCUGGGUACUACAGCCCUCUACUGGAAGGAGUCCUGUUUGAUGCAGCCAUGCUGAACUGGGUUUUGAAGAGGUCGUGUCCAGCUGCACACAAACACCUGCAGCACCACGGCGUGGAGCCCCUCAUGUUCGCCACUGACUGGCUGAUGUGUCUGUUCACUCGCCACCUGCCCUUCAACACACUGCUCCGAGUCUGGGACCUUUUUUUCUGCUAUGGAGUGCGGGUGCUCCUCCAGGUGGCAGUGGUGCUGGUGCGUCGGGUGCUGGGCCGAACUGACCAGAGGAAGCAGUGCCCGGGGCAGAUGGAGACUCUGGAGAAGCUGAGGGCUGUCAGGGAACAGGUUCAAGACAAUGAAGACGAGGCCUUCAUAGUAGAGGUGUGCUCAGUGCCGCUGUCAGCCAAAGAUCUGGAGAGACAGACAGAGAAGGCAUUACAAACGUGGAGAAAAGAUAGGCCCUCAUCCACCUUUGACCCCAGAGGUCGCUGCCAGGGAUAUCGGAUGGCAUUGGAGAGGGCUCGGAACAAUGAGGAGGAACGGGAUAGGAAGGAGAGAGAGCAAGGGAACCUGUCUGUCCCUCUCACUCGCUCAGCCUCCACCCUUUCGUUGUCUCCAUCGCUCCUUCACAAGAGGUGGAGGAAAGGGGGAAAAGCUAACGCUGGCGAAUGGGCAGGUGGAGGUAAAGUUGUCAGACAUCUUUCAAUGGGAGCAAAGGAGGACUUAGGAAGCUGGACUGAUUUAAGUUUUAAGAAAGUACAGGGUGUUCAGGAGGAGGAUGAUGUAAUUUCAGAGGAAAAUAAAAACCUGUUAGAGGAACCCAAAGAAAUGGACGAGAGCAAAAACAUACCAACACAACUUGUAGAAGAGACAGAAAAAGUGCCCAUUAAACCACUGGAGGCUGAACAAACAGAAAAGGAGGAAAGCCAACAAAGAGGGACAGUAGAAAGGACGUUGCAAUCCAAACAGACAGUGAACACAGCAGAAAAGGACACAAAUGUGGAGACAGAAGAAACCAAAAGUCCGGCAGGAGCUCAGUUUGUUGAAAAAAUAUCAGUUGAACAUACCUCUGAACAAAGGGAGGAGCAGGACUUUAACAUCCAGUCACAAGUCCAACAUCAGGAAAUUGAGGGCAAUGACACAAAGGAAGAGAUGGAAAAGCAGGUGAAAGAAAGUGAACAUACAGUUACUGUGGAGGAAAAUCAGACCGAGGUAGAGAAAGAUGCAGAUCCAGACAUAAAUGUGGAGACGCAGGUAAAAUUGAGGACAGAGGUGGAUGUGAAACUCGAGGAGAGGACAGAAACUGAAAACGUGCAACAGAUACAUGUGGCCACAGUCCCAGAAGUAAGAGUAGAGGUUGAGCUACAAACAAGACCACAGACAAGGGUAGUCUCAGAGGAAGACAGCAAUACUGAAGCUGAUAGUGUUAAAAACCAAAAUCAAUCAUUAGAGAAAGAGACACGACAGCAACGGCAAGACACAGAGACAGAAAAAAGCUCAAUGGGAGAUACAUUUGAAGUUAAAUACCACAACAAUGAGUCAUUAGCAGAAAUAGAUGUGAAAGAAGAUUCCCAUACUCAACCAGAGACAGAAAUUAAUGUGCUGCCACAGACUCAAGAGACGGAAGAAACACAGGACCAACUGCAGACUGAUGUAGAAACUGAUUCAGAACAACCUGAUACGCUUCCUCUCAAUGAGACAAACACAGAGAAAGAACCAAUAAUACUGCCUUCGCCUGAAUGCAUCCAUGACAAAGACGACACAGAUGUUGCGGCAGUGGCUGAAGACACAAAACCUGUAGUAGAAAUACCAGCAGCAGAUGAGACAGUGACAGUGACAAGUGAAGUGUUUGCUCAAAGUUCAGAGAAAGAAAGAGAUACAGCAGGGUCUGAACCUGCACAGGAAGAAGAAGAACUUAAUUUGACUGUACACUCAGAGGCAGAAGACGACAACGACACCGGUAUUUGUGAUCAAACACAGUUAGAAGUAAAACCAACAGAGACAAAAGUGGAGGCUACAGACUCCGCAGCACCUCCAGAGGAGGAGGAGACUUCAACACAGCCUGUCCUGAACAUCACCUCUGAGCCUGACGGGAGUUUAGUCCAAAUAAGUUCCACUGAGCAGCCUGCACCUGAACAACCACAGAGCCAGGUCAACAUAGGUCCUGUGGAGGAGGAAAAAAGCAUAGAUCUUCAAGAAGACACAGCAGUCCAAAUAAGUGCCAUUGAGCAGCCUGCACCUGAACAACCACAGAGCCAGGUCACCAUGGCUCCUAUGGAGGAGGAAAAAAGCAUAGAUCUUCAAGAAGAUACAGCAGUUCAAAUAAGUGCCAUUGAGCAGCCUGCACCUGAACAACCACAGAGCCAGGUCAACAUAGGUCCUGUGGAGGAGGAAAAAAGCAUAGAUCUUCAAGAAGACACAGCAGUCCAAGACUGUGUAUUCAUUUCUUCUCAACCAACAGAACAGGUCCAAAACAAAGAUGAUUCUCACCUUGCAAAAGAGCAGACCGAGCCCAAUGACAGUGGUGUGAGACAAGCUUCUAGGCAUAGCAGCAGCCGCUCUUCUGGUGAUGUUUGUGUCCGCAAGUCGUCCAGUUCCCACAGAUUAGCACGCAGGCUUUCUGAAGAUCUCUUCACCUCCCCACAGAAAACUAAUCAAUCUAUCCCCUGUCAGCCAGACCAAGUCAAAAAUAUUGAAUCUCAAUCAACCCCUGAAGCUCUAAACCCAACCUCAACUGCCCCAGUUGAGUCUCUAGAAGUCACCUCGCCAUCGUCCACAGAAGUGACUGAGGCAACUGCAGUGCAACAGGAGAUGGGGAACAACCCCCCAAAGCGUUUUGGUCUCUUCCGCAGACUGAGAGGAGAGCAGCCUAAAAAAGCCAAAGCAAAGGUGACACCCAAAAUGCAAGUCCCUAAGAUCUUGAUUCAGGACUUCAGUGACCAAACAGGGACAGGGAAACCAGUCGAGGAAGAAGUGGAGGAGAAGCUGAGCUCCAGGGAGAGGAGGAGGAGGCGGAGGGAGCAAGAAAGGAGGGAGAAAGAGGAGGAGAGACUCAGGAAGAAGAGACAGAAGGAACUAGAGAAGGAAAGGGAGCGAGAGAGGAGGAAACCACAGACGAGGGGGAAAAGUUUCCAAGUGCAAAGAGAGAAAGACAGCACUGAUGCUCCUCAGCCUGCAAAGACUGGCUCACAGACACUUAGACAUAAUUCUGCUUCUUAUGCUGAAUCUUACUUUUGACAGACAUUUCUUUAUUGUAGGGCAGGAAGGAGGGGGACUGGAGCACACAGUUAUAGUUUAAAGUUUGAUUAGUUGCUAUUCUCACUGACGAGGACAUAUUGUGUGUCAAAAUGUUAGUUGCUGCGCAUUAUUAAAAGCUUUUAUUAUAACUGUCUACUCAAGACCUCAUCCCUCGAGAGCCCAUCUGUUGAGACAGCAGUUUGGGGCGCAGAAAUACUCUCAGCUUAAAUCUUUUUAUACUUGAAACAUUUAACAUGUAAAUAAAUAAGAAAUGUUGUU
This is a messenger RNA of Scomber japonicus (chub mackerel), 4135 nucleotides long. It is a transcript of the gene tbc1d10c, whose product is annotated as TBC1 domain family, member 10C. Lineage: Eukaryota; Metazoa; Chordata; Actinopteri; Scombriformes; Scombridae. Bases 23 to 3856 code for a protein of 1277 amino acids. The transcript is spliced from 11 exons. The record is from RefSeq and is a predicted model, not a curated record.